Pygocentrus nattereri (red-bellied piranha) is the source of this 3746-nucleotide messenger RNA. RefSeq lists its product as uncharacterized. Lineage: Eukaryota; Metazoa; Chordata; Actinopteri; Characiformes; Serrasalmidae. The coding region runs from base 95 to 832 and encodes 245 amino acids. Gene Ontology annotation, cellular component: external side of plasma membrane. Gene Ontology annotation, biological process: cellular response to lipopolysaccharide; cell surface receptor signaling pathway; immune response. The record is from RefSeq and is a predicted model, not a curated record. The transcript is spliced from 6 exons.
CUGAGUUCAGACGUUUGACCAGAGCUCUCCAGGAAAUCUCUCUGUACUGAUCUCAGACCUGACUGAAGAGGAUGGAGGAACAUAUUCAUGUUGGAUGAACCAGAAUCAGUACAGGAACUUCAGCCUCACUGUUAAAGACUGCAAACUGUCAGAGACUCAGGAGAAGGUCAUUCACAAAUAUCCAGGAGAUUCUGUUCUCUUGCCCUGCUCCUGCACUGACCAACACACCAAACCUAUAAAUGUGAAAUGGGAGCAUGUAGACUCAGGAGGGACUGAGGUAUCCAAUGAGAUGGCAAACUACACAGGCAGAGUCCAGAUGUUUAAUAAGAACCUUCCAGCAAAUCUCUCUCUGCUGAUCUCCAACCUGACUGAACAGGACCAGGGAACAUACAGAUGUUCAAUCAACAACAACCAGUCCAUCAACAUCAGACUCAGCCUUAAAGAAAAGACAGAAAUCACGCAUCAGUCUGAUUGCUCAGGUUUGCUCAUCACGUUGAGUGUCUGCGUGGCUCUGCUGCUGAUUGUAGUGAUUGGAGAAUCAGCACUGAUCUACAAACUGAUCCACAAUAGGACACGAGGGUCUCCAUCUACAAACACUGAGAGAAGAUCACAGAACAAAGCCAAUGGUGAUUAUGAAGAUCCUCUUGAAAAACAGAACAUCAGCAUGGGUCCAGUCUACCAGAGCCUGAUCCCCAACACCAACCAAUCAGAUUCAGUCUACCAGAGCUUAAACUCCAACACCACCCAAUCAGAUUCAGUCUACCAGAGCCUAAACCCAAACACCAACCAAUCAGAUUCUGUCUACCAGAGCCUGGACCCCAAAACCAAAUAAAAAGAUUCAAUCUACCAGAGCUUAAUCCCCAACAUAAACCAAUCAGAUUCAGUCUACCAGAGCCUGAACCCAAAACCAACCAAUCAGAAUUGGUCUAUCAGAGGCUAAACCCCAACACCAACCAAUCAGAUUCAGCCUGCCAGAACUUAAAUCCAACUAGUCAGAUUCAGUUCCUAAACCCCAAGACCAACCAAUUUGAUUCAGUCUACCAGAAUCUUACCCCCAACACCACCCAAUCGGAAUCAGUCUACCAGAGCCUAAACCCAAACACCAACUAAUCAGAUUCUGUCUACCAGAGCCUGGACCCCAAAACCAAAUAAAAAGAUUCAGUCUACCAGAGCUUAAUCCCCAACAUAAACCAAUCAGAUUCAGUCUACCAGAGCCUGAACCCAAAACCAACCAAUCCGAAUUGGUCUAUCAGAGGCUAAACCCCAACACCAACCAAUCAGAUUCAGCCUGCCAGAACUUAAAUCCAACUAGUCAGAUUCAGUUCCUAAACCCCAAGACCAACCAAUUUGAUUCAGUCUACCAGAAUCUUACCCCCAACACCAACCAAUCAGAUUCUGCUUGCUAGAGCCUACAUCCAAAUAAAAGUCAACCGGAGUAGAUCUGCGACAGUUGAGUCUUGCCAGAUUAUUAAAAUAAUUCUAUUAAAGUGUAGACCAGGAGUGUCCAGUCUUAUCCACAAAGGGUUAACGUUGCUGUAGGUUUUUAACCCAAGCAAGCAGGAGGACACCUUAUUCCACCUGUUUAAGUGGUCCCAGGCAUCAGGCUUUUAUGUUCUCACAAGUCCAAGAAGAACACAAUUCAAGGUUUGUCAAGAAUGAGGCAGCUCAUGAUAUCAACCUUCCUGCCAACUACUGGUUAGCAGAGCUUUACAUUGCUUCAUCUAUUUCCCCACUGAAAAUUAGUUCUGGUAUGGAGGAUGAAUCCUUAGUUUCCCCACUAUCUGUGCCUGUUGGAUGCAAUGCAGUCUGACCUUUAAACGCUGAGAACAAGAGGACAUUAGAUUUUUCAGAUUCCUGAAGUCUUUCCUGUUUGAGAUCUUGACUAUGAUCAAACCACAGUGAUUAAGCACAGAAAUCAUAUUUCAGAUUCCACUGCUUUUAACAGAAGGCAAGUCCCUUCCAUCAUUCCCUUUUUGAAGCAGUCAGACUUCACCCUAAAGAACUUUGCAAUGCAAACACCAUCCAUGCAUCCCAAAGUUCCUUUUUGUGGUGUUUGUGGUGGAAAAUCGUGACAAAAAAAUGAAUUUGAGCCUCUGAGUCUCUAUCAAAGUGAGUAACAAGUUUAUUAAAAAGUGAACAUGACAAAAAAUGGAUUCUCUCUUCCUUUCCUAUAUCUUUCCUAUAUCUUUCCUAUAUCCUUUUCUAGCUGUGUGUUGUGCUUCUUAUACCCUUCUGUCAUUCCCCCGCCCUUACGUUCCUUUCAUGGCAGUAAGCUUUAGUCAGCAUUAUUCUCAAUUGUACACCAUGUUUAUCUUAUACGACCUGUUUACUGCGAACAGCCAGCGAGAACAUCCAGAUCCGACCCGUAGCCUUGUGGCUGGGCGCUACGCCUCUCUCGCUGCCUCUUAUCUUCACACUCUGUUUCUGUUCUCAUAGUGAGGUCACUUCCACUUAUCUCCUGAGGCACAAAACAAUCCCGCUACAUCUCGGCCACUUUGACAUUUAGAAUCAUCCUUAAGCAUAAUAGCUCAAAAGGCGUAUUUCAACACAAUUCAAUACAUUUCCACGACAGCCUCACCAAUAGUUGUUGUGAAGGAGAAAAAUGGUACAAUCCCUCUCUGCGUUGAUUACAGAAAGCUUAACAAUCAGACCAUUAAAGAUGCAUAUGCGCUUCCUAACAUGGAAGAGACAUUUUUAGCACCAACUGGAUUGAAGUGGUUUUCUGUUAUGGACUCCAAGGCCUUGGUGCAGCCCUGUACCAAGAGCAAGAUGGUCACAUGUGGGUAACUGCAUGCGUGCGCAGAAGACUGUCCAAACGUGACAAAUGUUACCAACACAUAAGCUAGAGUUUCCAGCAUUAAAGUGGACUGUAACAGAAAAACACCAGGUUUCUGGACGUACCUACCCUGAAGAAGACUUCAGCCUACCUGCCACUCUUGAAUACUUAGCCCUCAAAGUCAAUGUCAUCCCAGAUGAAUCUAUCUACUGAUCUACUCCCUGGCUCAACCACUCUUCCUAGAAUGUCACAGCAAGACAGCAGGCAAAUGAUCUGAUUAUCAGCUGUGUCAUUGCCAUCUUUAAUGCUGGUGAACUGCCUUAUUCUGAGGUCUUAAUAUAUGCCAUUGCAGUUCCAUCAGAAAGCAAACACAGUUGGCAAAAUACUGUGGAGUAACUUCUUUGUGCAUUACGCCAUACCUGAGCAUCUUCAUAGUGACCAAGGUCAUGAUUAUGAGUCUGCUGUAAUAUUUUUUGUUAGUAAUAAAGAAGAUAAGAACAACUCCUUACCAUGUGGAAGUCCCAUGGAACGUUUCAGUAGUACUCUAUUUGUAAUGCUGGAAACGCUUCAAGAGGAAGAUGAGGUGAAGUGGUGAGAACAUGUCCAUCCACUAUGGUCCACGUGUAUAAUUGUACUAAAAAUGACACCACAGGUUUUUCUGUGCAUCAGUUAAUGACAUUAUAAAGGAAAUUGAUGAUUGAUUCUUUAUUGUUUAUGUGGUGAAGGUUUUUUCUUCAGAUGGUCCAGAAAGAAAACUCCAUUGUGACUUGCUCCUGUCGAGUGCAUUCCUGGUCUCAAACACCUGCAGUGAAGAAAAUUCAAAGAGAAAAAUAAGGCACCUAGCCCAGAGUACAGCCUUAUAGCACUGAAGAGGUCUUGAACACAACUGUAACUAUUUGUUUGCGAUGUAUUUUUAUUUGUAUGUGGUUGUUGAUCAGACAAUAUAUUCACUUUCAUUACUUUCCUUAAA